AUGGUAUUCCUAAUUAUGGAUCGAACAAUGAAAGAACAUGAAUGUCCCUGGCCAACUUACCAUAUUGAAGUUCCAAAUAGAUUAGAAGUUAUAAUUAAUCGAUUUGAGGUAGAACUCAACAUAAAUUAAUGAAAAACGAAUAAAAAUUAUUUCAGAAAACAAAUUUGUCUUCAGAUCCACUCAUAAAAAAUAUUGAAACAAGAUUAGCUUCGAAAGAUGAAAUAGAAAUUGUACAUACUCAAAGAUAUAUUGAAGAUAUUGAAAAAUCGCAAGAAUUGACUGUGGUAAGUUUCUUGAAAAUUGUUGGAUUAUUUCUACAGUACUCUAUUUUUCGAAUUGAACCGAAGAUUGUCGGAGGACUUAUUGAAACUUCAAACCAAAUAUAUUUAUACAAAUUUUUCUGAAUCAUUUCAUCUACAGUAUUUUUUAAAAAUAAUUUGUCCAUCUAAAAUUCAAAUCUACUUAUUUUCAUUUUCAGGAACAACAAGAAGAAUUAUGUACAAAAUAUGAAGAUAUUUAUUUGAAUAAACAAAGUUGGAAAUGCGCCAGAAUGGCAGCCGCCGCAUCGAUUGAUUUGGUGACAAAAGUUGUAGAGAACAAGUUAGUUAAUCUAGAAUUUCGAAAAAAAUAGGAUUUUUACGUGAAACGUGAAAUGUGACAUGGCAGUUUGAAAAUGUUUAUUUUUAUAAUUUUUUUCUUUUUCAGAGAAAAUGGAUUGGCAUUAGUUCGACCACCUGGACAUCACGCAAUGCCUGAUAAAGGAUGUGGAUUUUGUAUUUUCAAUAAUGUUGCAAUUGCCGCCAAACAUGUUUGUUUUACCCCGAUUUUCUCAAAAUCAUACAACAUAAAAUCUUAUCUAGGCUCGAAAAAAUGGAUGUGAACGUGUAUUAAUUGUUGAUUUUGAUGUUCAUGCUGGACAAGGAACUCAAGAAUGUAUAGAAGAUGAUGAAAAUAUCAAAUUGAUUAGUAUUCAUCGAUAUGAAUUAGGAGAAUUUUGGCCGAAUCUUGAGCAAAGUGGAUUAUUUCAUAAAUGUAAAGAGGUCUGUUUUUUCGAAAAAAAAAAUGAUUUUUUUCAGUUAAAAAUACGUUGAACGUUCCGUUGAAUGGUGUUGGUUUCACUGAUUCGGAUUAUGUAAAAAUAUUUAUUUGUUUGGUUCUUCCAAUUAUUUCAGAUUGGAAACCAGAUCUUAUUAUUGUAUCUUGUGGAUUUGAUGCAGCUCUAGGUAAAAAUAUUUGAAUAAAAGUGCAUUAAAAAUUAUUUAUAUGCAGGUGAUCCUGAAGGAUAUAUGAAUUUAACACCAGCUGGAUAUGCAACUUUGAUUAAAAUGCUGAUAAAUACUAAUAUUCCUCUAGCUGCAAUUUUGGAAGGUGGAUAUUUUCUUGAUUCGAUUGCUUCAGAUGCAGAAUGGGUUUUAAGAACUCUUCUCAAUCAAAAUGUUCCAAAAAUUAUUAUUGACACAAAGGUAAAUCUCAAAAUAUAUUUACUACAGUAAUCCAUUAUUGUUUCAGGAAACCCGAGAACCACUAAGGAAGGUUAUCAAAAUUGUAUUGGAAACUCAUCAAAAUGAAUUCUCGAGUUUUAAAGACAUUUUAAAUUUGUUAAAAAUUAAAGCAGACACAUAUGACGAUGAUUAUUUUGGAGAGAGAAAUGUAUGCGAACCAUAUGAAACAAGAGGAUUGUAUAUACCAUUCACUGAAGAGAAAGUUGAAAAGUUUAGAAGAGAAUUGGAGGAAAUUGUGAAAAACUAUGAAAAAAAUGAGGAAUAUCAAUUGAAAGCUAUACAGAAAGCUGACGAAAAUUUCAAAAUUCGCGAGGGUAUUUUAUAUACAAAUAAUUAUUUUGUGGCACUUACUGUGAGUAGAAUUCGAAUGUAAUUUUAUUGAAAAUAAUUUUUCAGAUCGGACUAACCCAAAACCCAUUAUUGGCAAUUCCAGACGGUUUGUCGAAAUCUCACCAAAGCCAGGAUAUUAUUGAAAAUAUUUUGAAAUUGUGA
Caenorhabditis angaria is the source of this 1994-nucleotide messenger RNA. NCBI's taxonomy places the organism in Eukaryota, Metazoa, Nematoda, Chromadorea, Rhabditida, Rhabditidae. The record is from the annotation of a GenBank genome assembly.